CACAUUUAUUGUCUGAUCAUCAUGAAACUUGGUCAGAUGAUUUGUCCCAAUGAUAUCUUGGAUGAUUACGAAAAUGGUUCCGGUUGGUGGAAAAACAUGGCCGCCAUGAAGGUGUGGCAAUUUUUCCUUAUAUGGCUGUAGUAAAACCCUGUUAACACUCUAGAAGCCAUAUUUAUUGUACAAUCAUCAUGAAACUUUGUCAGAAGAUUUGUCCCAAUGAUAUUUUGGACAAGUUUAAAAUUGGUUCCAGUUGCUUGAAAAACAUGGCCACCAGUGGGGGGGGGCAUUUUUCCUUAUAUGGACUUAAAAAUCUUCAUGAAACUUUGUCAGUAUAUUUGUUUAAAUGAUAUCUUGUAUGUGUAUGAAAAUCUUUCUGGUCUGUUGAAAAACGUGGCUGCCAGGGUGUUCACUAGUCAUUAAAGUAGGUAAGAACAUUUUGUUCUAGUGACAUCUUGGGCUGCACAGAACAGGUCAGUUCUUUUGAAUCUUAGGUGAGCGACUUUGGGCCUUUCAGGCCCUCUUUUUUAUUUUAAAGUGAAAAAAAUUUAAUGGUGUCCCACCACACCGUUUUUAUGGAACAUCGUUGACGAUUCGUCAGUCUUAAACAAAAGAGCCAAUCAGAAACGUUGUAACAGAAAUAUUUCAAACCAGGCAGUUUUUAUUUUAACAUCGUUGAUGAUUUGUCGGUCUUAAACGAAAGAGCCAAUCAGAAUCGUUGUAACAGAAACCGAUGUAAAUUCAGAAUGGAGUGGAGAGAAAAGAAAAAUGAACCUUUUAGAUUUGGGAUUUAAAGCUUAGUCUUAAAUUCUGGUUAGAAAGAAAAUGACACAGUUGAUUUUUCUUCCUAUUUAUAUUGUUAGUUAUUGUUUAAUAACUAUCUGUUAUAUUUGUUUAGGUUCUCGUUAUCUUUUUUGCACUGUCUUAGAUCGGCUGCCUUCACAUUUGUUGUGACUUUUAGUGCCGUAUUAAGACAUUUUACUAAGAAGAUGAUUAUACCAGCAGUUACAGUGAUAGUGACUCUUACUCUUGUGAGAUGUAAAUGUGAGAUGAAGUUCUCAUCAGUUUACAAGUGUGCUGUGAGUCCCACAGGAGACAAGUUGUACAUUACUAACCACUGGCAGCACAAGCUCGUCACCUUGGCCAGAGAUGGAACUCCCCUGGAAUGCUUGGUUGACCGUCAAUUUGGACAAUUGGAUGGUAUACAUGUGACACCUGCAGGCCAGGUAUUGGUGUGUGCAGACUGGGCCCACUUAAUCAUACAGGUGGACAGUGAUGGCAAGAAGACUCUGAUGACAGAGAAGAGAGGGUGGUCUCCAGAAUCAGCCUGCUACCACAGCGAAACAACCUCCAUCAUUGUGGGACAGUGGAAUAACAACAACAUACUGGUGCUUAAAGUGCAAUAGCUUAUUUGUACAUGUAUCUAAUGCACGUGUAUCUUAAAUGUGUAGUUAUAUGUGAUAAAUAUUUCAAUGACAUUACUUGCUUAGCUUGUAAAUUGUAAUAUUUUACAGAACAACAUUGUGUUUGUGGUUGAACUUAUAAAUAAUGUGUAUAAAUAUGCUGUUAUUUGCUUAUAAAAAUUAUGUGUAUAAAUAUAUUGUUAUUUGCUUAUAAAAAUGUACCUUUUUGAACAUUAGAACUAACAAUAAAGUGAUAUGUUCUUUUUAUGUCCCCCACCACUAUUGUGGGGGACAUAUUGUUUUUGCCCUGUCUGUUGGUCUGUCUGUCUGUUGGUUUGUUUGCGCAAACUUUAACAUUUGCAAUAACUUUUGCUAUUAUGAAGAUAGCUUCAUAUAUGGCAUGCAUGUGUAUCUCAUGGAGCUGCACAUUUUGAGUGGUGAAAGGUCAAGGUCAUCCUUCAAGGUCAAAAGUCAAAAAACUAAAUCAAAGCGGCGCAGAAGGGGACAUAGUGUUUCUGACAAACACAUUUCUAGUAUUUUUUUCAGUAUUGAAUUUGACUUUGGUUGUCAUCAAAGUGUGGUAAAAUACAAAAGCAUCAUUGAAUGUGUUUACAUAGACAUUCAUGUACAUGACUUUUGGUCUAUGUUUAGACUUUUAUUAACGAGGUUUUUAGAAGAAAAAAACUGGUUAUUAGAUGGGCGAAUGUCGGCUGGCGGGCUGGUGGGCUGGCGGGCGGACGGAACAAGCUUGUCUGUAACAUAACUUUGUCGUUCAUUGUCAGAUUUUAAAAUCAUGUGGCACAUUUUUUCACCAUCAUUAGACAGUGUGUUGCGCAAAAGAAUUACGUCGAUAUCUCCAAGGUCAAGGUCACAAUUUGAGUUUGAAAGUCAAAAAUGGCCUUAAAUGAGCUUGUGUGGGCCAUAACUUUGUUGUUCAUUGUCAGAUUUUAAAAUCAUUUGGCAUUUUUGUUCACCAUCAUUAGACAGUGUGUUGCGCGAAAGAAUUACGCGGAUAUCUCCAAGGUCAAGGUCACAAUUUGAGUUUGAAAGUCAAAUAUGGCCAUAAAUGGACUUUUUUUAAAAUUGAAAACCUGGUUUUGUGACAAUUUUGCCCCUUGUUUCCUAAUUUGUCUUGUUGUGUUGUCUGAUGCAUUCUUCAAGAAGCAAAUUGUGCACUUAUUGUAAUGAGAGAAUAAUCUCAUCCAGGCUUGAAAAUGCAUUUUUAUGUCCCCGGAUCAUUCGAUCCGGGGUAUAUUGUUUUGGGCCUGUCUGUUUGUCUGUCAUUGUAUUUGUGUGUCUGUCUGUCCAGAAACUUUAAACUUGGUCAUAACUUUUGUAAUAUGAAAGAUAGAAACUUGAUAUUUAGCAUGCAUGUCCAUCUCAUGGAGCUGCACAUUUCCAGUGGUGAAAGGUCAAGGUCAUCCUCCAAGGUCAAAGGUUGCCGUGGUGUAAUGUAUAGGGUGUCCGCCUAGCGACCGGGAGGUCAUGAGUUUGAUCCCCACCGUAUAAGCGUUCUUUAGAUCUCUCCCAAAUACACCAAGUACUGGUUCUUGGCCCAGGAAACGGACUCGAGAGCAUUUAUAUAAGCCACAGGCUUUCGAUGCAAAUUGAGCUAAAAUUAAUAGGUUUAAACUAAACUUAAGGUCAAAUAUAUGGCUUCAAAGCGGUGCAGUAGGGGGCAUAAUGUGUUUCACAAACACAGCUCUCAUUUGUUAUGUUUAUGGACUAACAUACCAAUUGUAUCAAUUUAAAAUUUUAGUGUUAGGGACAAUUUUUAUAAAUAUAAACAUGUGUGUUUAAAUUUACACCUUAUAAGGUGUAAUGAAGUGUAAUGAAGUGAUAUAAAUAUCACUUGGAAUUAAUAACCUAUUAUUCGGCAAUGGUUAUUUGGCAAUAGUGAAAUGUAAUAAAACCUAUUUGUUUCCCAGGUCGAUUAACAGCAAUGAUUAGUAACUGUAUGUGUUGAAUGAUUGCUAACUUGGCCUCCCCUUUUCAUAUAUAAAUUGCCAUUAAAUCAGGUUUAUCAUAAUUUUGUUAAUGAAGAAAGAGCACAUUUGUUGCUGUUACUCAAAUCAAAGAGAUUAGCUCAGUUUAAGAGGGAUAUAUUGUCAAAAGAAACUGUACAUCAAUGAAUAGAAAUUGUGAAUCUUGUGCCUUGCCCUUUUACAUUUGUAGUGAUAUAAAGCACUUUAGAAGUUCUUUGAGGUAAGAUUAGAUGUUUGCAAUUGCGUCCACAUUAGGUGUCACAACUGGUUAGAUGAUAUUAGAUCAGUUUUCAAGAGAAGAUGCCUACCUUGACAAAGUGUAUUUAAGACGGAAGGAUAAAUAGAUUGGUUUGUCAGGAGUUACCUCCCUGCUAGUGAUAUUGUUUUAAAUGAUAUUUCCCUAAUUAUAAUGGAUAAUUAAAGAUUCUUUUAAACAAAAUAUUUAGAUAUCCACAGGAAGUUUGUAAAUUUGGAGGCACUUUGCAGAUUUGUUUUGUGUUGGUUGCACGAACGUCUUCCUCUUUUUCAAGCUGUUAAAUUUGAACAUGAAAUAUUUCAUAUUGCCAAAAAGUAUAGACAGUGUUUUUUUUCACCAUUUUAGGAAUGGAGCCGGAUUGUUUUGCAUUGGGAAAAAUUGUGGCGUUGUGACCAAAAUUGGGACAUGAGUGUUGUUUUUUUCUAACACAUGCUUCAAAAAUUAGAAUAAAAUUGUUUCAGAUA
Messenger RNA from Dreissena polymorpha, 4105 nucleotides. RefSeq lists its product as uncharacterized. The transcript is spliced from 2 exons. The record is from RefSeq and is a predicted model, not a curated record. Bases 987 to 1403 code for a protein of 138 amino acids. Lineage: Eukaryota; Metazoa; Mollusca; Bivalvia; Myida; Dreissenidae.